Parasteatoda tepidariorum (common house spider) is the source of this 1308-nucleotide messenger RNA. RefSeq names its product G1/S-specific cyclin-D3. The record is from RefSeq and is a predicted model, not a curated record. Lineage: Eukaryota; Metazoa; Arthropoda; Arachnida; Araneae; Theridiidae.
CGUGCAACAGGCCGUUUCUCCCCAUCCUCCAAAAAACACCAUUUCUACCAACCCUGAAACGUCCUGUAGACAAAAACGGAAGCAACAACCUGAUAGCUCCCGAGUCACGAUUUUGCGAACGGUGCGUACGGAAGACGGAUCAUCGGAGAGAGAAAAUUGAAAUCUCACGGAAAAUUCCGAUAAUCAUCUCCUGCAUCCAUGGAUUCGAUGCUGUGGAGCGGGGAUAUGAUUUGUCCCAUGUCUCAGGUUGAUCCUGUACUGAAUGGGGAUCCUAGAGUUCUUCAGCAAUUGAUUAAGAAUGAAAGAAUUCAGGGAAAGAGUUUUAGACAUAUCAACACCCGGUGUUAUUUUAAAGAAGCCCAGGAGGAGGUUCAGCCUCAUAUGAGGAGGAUACUUACGAAGUGGAUGAUGGAGGUUUGUGAAGAACAAGGUGCAGACGAUAUUAUUUUUCCACUAGCAACAUCAUACGUGGACAGAUUUCUGGCUUGUGUCAGGAUACGAAAAACACAAUUACAACUCCUCGGAGCUGUGUGUCUGCUUAUUGCUUCCAAAUUAAGGCAAUGUCGAUCUUUUACGGUGGAUGCCCUUAUAUACUAUACAGAUUACUCUGUUUCCACGAGGGAUAUUACGACGUGGGAGCUUCUGGUUCUGAAUACUCUCAAAUGGGAUAUGGCAGCAGUGAUUGCAAGUGAUUUCAUUGAUCCAUUAUUGUCCAGGCUGAAUGUUGAAAGAGAAGAUAUCGUUAGGCGGCAUGCCUACACGUUUAUUGCCCUAUGCGCAACUGAAUAUAAGUUCACUGCUUAUUCUGCAUCAUUGUUAGCUGCAUCGUGUCUUGCAGUUGCUAUAAAUGGACUCACAUGGUUGCAGAAGCCCUGGGAAUCAUUAUCUGCUCUAUUAGAACAUUUAACUGAGCUUAUGGACAUCAAUGUUAAAUACUUGGAAAUUUGCAUAACGGAUGUCGAAGCUUUAAUCGCCUCUAACAUAGCACAACUUAAUCAAGCCAUAUCAAAAGCAACCACUUCAGCAACACUUAACAAUAACUUGAGUUGUUCAGUAACUGCUAAUGGAACAAAAUCGCAAAUUGAAACCACUGCAGAGAUGUCAGAUGUUAUAUAUUAAUUUUUCUUUUUUUUAUGAAAGAAGAUAUUAACUUGAUAUGUUAAAUGAAAUCCAAACAUCUACAGAGUUAUAUUUCAGUUGAAAAGUAUUUAGAGAACUAAAUUUUAACAAGUUGAAAAUGUUUUAUGUUAAAUGUUUAUUCGAACAAAAUUAUGUAAAAAAUGUAUAAGAUUUUAUAACUGUUUGUAU